Messenger RNA from Hirundo rustica (Barn swallow), 1780 nucleotides. RefSeq names its product RAB18, member RAS oncogene family (gene RAB18). Lineage: Eukaryota; Metazoa; Chordata; Aves; Passeriformes; Hirundinidae. Gene Ontology annotation, molecular function: GTPase activity; GTP binding. The coding region runs from base 72 to 695 and encodes 207 amino acids. The transcript is spliced from 7 exons. The record is from RefSeq and is a predicted model, not a curated record.
GGCGCAGCGCCGCCGCCGCAGCUGCGCACGGAGCGUCGGGCGGUCGGGGCCGGUCCGGGGGCGCUGCCGGGAUGGACGAGGACGUGCUGACCACCCUGAAGAUCCUCAUCAUCGGCGAGAGCGGCGUCGGCAAGUCUAGCCUUCUGCUGCGGUUCACAGAUGAUACAUUUGACCCAGAACUUGCAGCAACAAUUGGUGUGGACUUCAAGGUGAAAACUAUUUCCGUUGAUGGAAACAAAGCUAAGCUGGCAAUAUGGGAUACUGCAGGUCAGGAGCGGUUCAGAACAUUAACCCCCAGUUACUACAGAGGUGCACAAGGUGUCAUCCUGGUUUAUGAUGUCACGAGAAGAGAUACUUUUGUCAAGCUGGAUAACUGGUUAAAUGAAUUGGAAACAUACUGCACAAGGAAUGACAUAGUGCAAAUGUUAGUUGGAAACAAGAUUGAUAAGGAAAAUCGUGAAGUUGACAGAAAUGAAGGCCUCAAAUUUGCAAGAAAACAUUCCAUGUUGUUCAUAGAGGCAAGUGCAAAAACAUGUGAUGGCGUGCAGUGUGCCUUUGAAGAACUUGUUGAAAAAAUCAUUCAGACUCCUGGACUGUGGGAGAGUGAAAGCCAAAACAGAGGUGUAAAGUUAUCAAACAAGGAAGAAGGAUAUGGAGGAGGAGGAGCAUGUGGUGGAUAUUGUUCUAUGUUAUAAACUUUGGGAAGCAUAUUCUUUGCAUAUUUAAACAGAUAGUUACAUCUUUCUGUACAUAAAGUCAUUAAACGCUAUUUUUAGGGACCUUGCAGUUUGCACAUAUUUGUUUUGUAUCAUGGCAGUGAACACUUGUAGUAAAAAAUGUUCUGCAGCUUUCCCAGUUUGAAAAUGUUAUGAUAAGCAUGCCCAAUUUGCAAUCUUCAGGUUUUUAUAAGUAGCAUAAAUAAUGUGCAAGAGCAAAUGCACUAAAAAUUUUACAACUGUAUACAUUAAUUGUGUAACUAUUCUAAACAAAUCCGUCUUACAAAUACUGCAUUGUCUGCUCUUUGUCUUAUUUUUAAAUUCUGUUGAAAUUAUAGAGCUAUAUGGUGUGCACAGAUCUUGGAAACAGUAUGAGCUAUAAAUGUUACAUUUCAUCUCUUCUAGUAAAUGCUUUUUUUAAGGUAUUAAAAGCAGCAGGAUUAUACAGUUCUUAGACAAAUCUGCUAAAAUUUUGUCUUUCAGCAGUGCAAUCUAAAACACAAAAUUGGCACAGGCCCUGGUUGGCAUCAGCACUUCCUUGAAGAGAUGCUUUGAAAGUUUCCUUUGCAAAGCUGGGAGACGCCAUGUUUUCCUUUUAAUCAUCACUUCAGUUGAUGGCUUAACUGGAGUUUUAAUCCUGUGAUAUUUAUAUACUAAAUUUGUGGUACUCUUGCACUCUAGGUUUUUAUGAUGGUCUGUUCCAGACUUGCUGCAGAAAGUCUUCAUUAUUGGCAAGGGGUCUGAAUGAUGUCAUUGUUCUUUCAUUGUGAAUCAUUUUGCCACACUUCAGUAUGGAUUCCUAAUUUUCUGAAAUAUUUGUAAUAUAAGUUUAUCUCAACUGUAGCUCACUGUGACUGUGAGAUCUCUUAUCACGUCUGCUUUGUGCAGCUACUUAUUCAGAAAUAAAACUUCUGUCACAGACACUAAACGGGAAGCUAUAGGGCUUCUUGAUCUCUGUAUGAAAAAAUACUAUUGCAAUGAGUAUUCACUUGAAUUUACUGUAUCAAAGCCAAUGGUUUGUUUCAGAAGACUUGUAUAGACUUAAUAAAUUUUUUUCCACAGUA